AUGAGGUUCACAGAUGGAAUGUGGCAUCUGAAGGAGGGUGUUCGCAUUGAGUGGAUGAGCAAUGUCGAACGUCUGCGCAUUGAGCAGGAGACGGUGGAUCUGCUGUUGAACAAGGUGCAACGGCAUCGGGGUGAUACAUUGAACUCGCCGACCAUUUCUGCGAAAGUGACAUCCCCUUCGGAGGGAAUUAUUGGUGUGAAGCUCGUGCAUUGGGCCGGGGAAAUCGACAACGGUCCCCACUACGACAUAAGCUCUAGCACCGGACACGCCUCUGUCGUCCACGACAAAGAAACCAACAAACUCACCUAUACCAGCGGUCCCCUCAAUCUAGCCAUAACUACCAGCCCCAACGAGCUAGCCUUCACGUUCCAAGACUCAUCCAGCAAAAAACUAACCGGCCACUCAUGGCGCUCAAUUGGCUACGUCGCCGACCAACGCAGUCCAAUCUACACCCAUGACGACGGCAUGUACGCCACCAAACAAGGGUAUAUGCUCAGCGAGCUCGACCUCUCCGUGAGUGAAAAGAUCUACGGUCUCGGCGAGCGUUUCGGCCCUCUGGUUAAAAACGGUCAAACAGUCGACAUCUGGAACGAAGAUGGCGGUACGAGUUCCGAGCUCGCAUAUAAAAACAUACCCUUCUAUAUGUCCUCCAGGGGCUAUGGCGUCUUCGUCAACCAUCCGGGGAAAGUGAGCUUGGAAGUUCAAUCCGAGCGGACGACGCGAGUGAAUAUUUCCGUUCCGGGUGAGGAGAUUGAGUAUUUUGUAGUUUAUGGGCCUACUCCUAAGGAUGUUCUUCGACGGUACACGGCGCUUACGGGACAGCCGGGGCUAGUGCCGACGUGGAGUUAUAACUUGUGGUUGACGACGAGUUUCACGACGAAUUAUGAUGAGGAGACUGUGAGUGGGUUUUUGGACGGGUUUGAGGAGAGGGGGAUUCCGCUAGGGGUUUUCCAUUUCGAUUGUUUCUGGAUGAAGAGUUAUCAGUGGUGCGAUUUCAAGUUUGACGAGGAGAUGUUUCCGGAUGCCGGGGGUUACUUGGCUAGAUUGAAGGAGAGAGGUUUGAAGAUUAGCGUUUGGAUUAAUCCGUAUGUUGGACAGGCGUCGCCUCUUUUCGAAGAGGGGAAGGCGAAGGGGUUCUUCAUCAAGCGUGUCGAUGGCUCGGUCUGGCAGUGGGAUCUCUGGCAGGCUGGAAUGGCCGUCGUCGAUUUCACCAACCCAGCAGCUUGUGACUGGUACAGCAGCCAUCUGAAACGACUGAUGGAUAUGGGCGUCGAUAGCUUCAAAACCGACUUUGCAGAGCGGAUCCCAGUCAAGGGAGUCAAAUACCACGACAACUCCUCCCCGGAGCGAAUGCACAACUACUACGCCCUUCUAUACAACCGCAUCGUGUACAACACGCUUAGCGAGAAAGCUGGUCCAACUCAAGGCCUUCUCUUUGCGCGCAGUACAGCACCAGGAGGACAGAAAUACCCAGUUCACUGGGGCGGCGACUGCGAAAGCACCUUUGAAGCCAUGGCGGAGUCUCUGCGCGGUGGUCUCAGUCUCAGUCUCAGCGGGUACAUCUUCUGGGCCUCCGAUAUUGGCGGAUUCGAGGGAACGCCACCACCGGCGCUGUACAAGCGAUGGGUGCAGUUUGGGCUGCUGUCGACACAUUCGCGUCUGCACGGAUCGUCGUCGUUCCGGGUGCCGUGGAUCUAUGGCGAGGAUUGUUCGGCUGUUUUGCGGGAGUGUGUUAAGCGCAAGAUCCUACUAACGCCGUAUAUCCUACAAGAAGCGUUGAGGGGCCACAGAGAUGGAACACCGUUGAUGAGAGCGAUGUUUUUGGAGUUCCCAGAGGAUUUGAAUACUUAUGCUGUCGAUACGCAGUAUAUGUUUGGGCCGAAUCUGUUGGUUGCGCCUGUGUUUGAUAAAGAGGAGGUCACUUUCUAUGUGCCUAGGUCUGACGAUGAUCGAGCUGGGAAGUGGAUUUCUUGGUUUGAUCAUAAUAAGACUUAUGAGCCUGGCCAGUGGUACACGGAGACUCACGGUUUUGAGACUUUGCCGCUGUUGAUUCGGCCUGCUUCAGUGACGGUGGUGAAUCCUGAGCUGAAGGUACCGGAGGGUGAUGCACUUUCCGGCAUUCAGUUGCUGGUCAAUGGCACGUUGCGUAGAGAGACCACGGUGGAGAUUGUGAAUCCAGGUCAGACGGACGAGGUUCUCAAGAUGCUCAGGGUCUCCCCCUGCGGACGGGAAAGUGCAGUGUGA
This is a messenger RNA of Penicillium atrosanguineum, 2244 nucleotides long. Its product is annotated as putative sugar hydrolase. The record is from RefSeq and is a predicted model, not a curated record. The transcript is spliced from 5 exons. Gene Ontology annotation, molecular function: hydrolase activity, hydrolyzing O-glycosyl compounds; carbohydrate binding. Lineage: Eukaryota; Fungi; Ascomycota; Eurotiomycetes; Eurotiales; Aspergillaceae. Gene Ontology annotation, biological process: carbohydrate metabolic process. The coding region runs from base 1 to 2244 and encodes 747 amino acids.